Molecule: messenger RNA, 1152 nt
Organism: Eucalyptus grandis
Lineage: Eukaryota; Viridiplantae; Streptophyta; Magnoliopsida; Myrtales; Myrtaceae
Product: BRASSINOSTEROID INSENSITIVE 1-associated receptor kinase 1
Exons: 1
Coding region: 1-1152 (383 amino acids)
Biological process (GO): protein phosphorylation
Cellular component (GO): plasma membrane
Molecular function (GO): ATP binding; protein kinase activity
Source: RefSeq, a predicted model, not a curated record
AUGGUGUUCAAUCUCUCAAACAGUGAUACCGAGUCCGUUCAAGGUGAUCCAAAACCUGAAACACCUCCUAAAAGCUUCUCCCUAAAGGAGCUCCGAGUCGCCACGGACAAUUUUAGCUGCGACAACUUCUUGGCAGAAGCUAGAUUCGGGAAGCUUUACCGGGGGCACUUGGCUGAUGGUUCGUUAGUGGCAGUAAAGAGAGCGACCGUUGUCGAUCAAUGGAGGGAAGAGCAGUUCGAAGCAGAAGUGCAACUGGGAAGCUCGACACACCCAAACGUGCUAUGUGCAAUCGGAUUUUGUAAGACCAAGAAAGAGCUUUUACUGGUCUAUCCCUCGAUGAUCAACUGCAGCCUAGCUUAUCAUCUCAGACAUAAACGGGAUCGGUCCAUCCGACCCCUCGAUUGGAUGGCUCGCAAGCGUAUAGCCUUGGGAGUGGCAAGAGGUCUUGCGCACCUACAUGAUCAAUGCAACAUUACGAUCAUGUACCAUGACGUUUCCUCGUCGACUAUAUAUCUGAAUGCCCAAUCUGAGGCCGUGAUAGGAGGUUUUUGUUUUAAGGGAAGGACUAUUCCUAUUCUCAACCCCCCUGCGAGUGUCACAUCCUCAUCCCAAGGAAAAGAUUCGCAUGAUUCUGAUUCCUCUCCUCAAACUCAUCAUCUCUAUAAAGAUGCUUGUGUUGACACCACCAAUGCCUUCAGCAGAGUCGAGUUAAAUGACCCAGAGGGCUGGCUCACAGGAAAGCGCGUACUGGAGAAGAAUGUUCACGCCUAUGGGAAAAUGCUUCUUGAGCUCAUCUCUGGACAGCCAUAUUUGAAACUUGAUGUGUCCGCAUAUAAUAAAAAUCUAAGUUUGGAGCAAUGGGUUGAUCGAUUUAUGAACAAGAACGAGUUGGGAAGAGUGGUCGAUCCCAAUUUGCAUGGGAAUUAUGUGGAAAAAGAAGCAGAGCAACUAGUCCGGCUAGCAUUAUUGUGUGCUGAUGGCGAUCCAUCUGUUCAACCUCAGAUGUCUGAUGUGGUUACGAUGAUUGAAAGCCAGAUGCUUGGGCAGGAGCCUAGCAGCAGGAGCAAUUGGAGUGGAAGUGAGCAUGAUUCAACUCCUUACUGUUCCUGCCCUCUUCUCCUUCCCCCUCACUGGAGAUAUGCUAAAUCUUGA